This is a messenger RNA of Gongylonema pulchrum, 567 nucleotides long. NCBI's taxonomy places the organism in Eukaryota, Metazoa, Nematoda, Chromadorea, Rhabditida, Gongylonematidae. The record is from the annotation of a GenBank genome assembly.
CUUGGCGCAACAAUUCCUGUGCCCAAAAAGUCGGCCAGUGCAGAAGCGAAGCCCGAGCCAGCAGCUGAUGAGCACAAGGUGGAGGAGGAGGAGGAGUCCGAGGAAGAGCCACUGGAGCUGGACAUGGAGGGCGUAAUCAAGGGCGAGGAGGACGAACCCCUUCCGAUGGGCGAUCCCAGCAAAGAGGUAACCGAAGAGGACAUGGAGAAGGCAAAUGAACAGCGUGACCUUGCCAUGAAUGCAUUCAAUGAAGGGAGCUAUGAGAAGGCCGUUGAGCACUACACGAAUGCCAUCGAACUGAAUCCAGGAUCAGCCAUUCUACAUGCUAAACGAGCCAAUGUUUUGCUGAAACUGAACAAACCGCUUGGUGCAAUUCGUGAUUGCGACAAGGCAAUCUCGCUUAAUGCCGAUUCAGCGCAGGGAUACAAAUUUCGUGGACGCGCACACAGGCUUUUGGGCAAUUUCCUGGACGCGCAUCGCGAUCUUGCGAUGGCAUGCAAACUGGAUUAUGAUGAUACAGCGAAUUGUUGGCUCAAGGAAGUCGAACCGAAUGUAUGUUUUUUAUGA